AGUCGCCUGUUGCUAUCGUUGCGGUUUGGAUUGUUAACUAGUCGACACUGGAAAAAUAACUUUAUAUUUUUAAUUCGUAGCCGUUUUGUACAGUGUCAGGAUGAAUAUCACUCCAGUGGGACCACAGCCUAGCCGGCUAACCUGCCCAUCAUGUCAUGCUAGCAUAGUUACCAGAAUAGAAACUAAAGCAACAACAAAAACCCACGUCAUUGCUCUUGUUUUAUGCUUAUUUCUGUGUUGGCCGUGUAUUUGCAUACCUUACUGUGUGGAUUCUUGCAAAAAUUCCGACCACUAUUGCCCUAACUGCAACGCAUAUCUCGGUACCUAUCAACGAUAGUUCUAACGACUCAAUUAUACUUUGACUCUAUUUUUUAGGCGAAAUACACGCAAUCAAGGUUUUUUCAAAAUAUUAAAUGAGUAAAGCUGAGUAACUUCCUUCGUUGGUUUGUUAAUUUCUAUCGGCAACUUAUUUAAUGUGAAAUUAUUUCAAACAAUGCGAUUUGUUUUUAUUAGCUUAUAAUGUUUAUUUGUAAUAGGUAUAUAUAGAAAUGUGAUGUUAAUGUUAAUAUAAGGAAAGAUUAUACGAAAUCUAAGUAAAAUACGUUCUAAAAAUUGUCUUUUUAGAACGUAUUUACAUAUCAAUAUUUACUAAAACUUAUUAUGUGUAUAAUACUUGUGAUGUGAUACAAUGCUAUGGUACGAUAUCAUCAUAGGUACUACGACAAUAAUUAUCAAAUUUUUAUUUUAUGUCGGUUUUAGGUUUUUCUGUAUUUUUUAUUAUUUAUUUGUUUUGUAAUUCUAUCUUAUAAAAUGUCUCUUUUAGAUCUAAGAGGAUUGUGCAUUUUUGUUUUUCUUUUUGUAAAAGGCGCUAAAAAUUUCAACCUACUUACGUUAUAUCAAGUUACUAUGAUGCGAGGAGUUUUGUCGACAACUUGACCGACGGAUUGCUGCACUUAUUGUUUACAUAUUUAUUUUAAUUAUAGUCAGAGAGACACAUCAACAUAUUGUAAAGAAUUUUGUGAACAAAAUACACGUGUUUACCUUAUAUAGCACCGAUAAUGAGUUGUGAUGAACCUAGAGAGAAUACUAGGUCAUAGACAUGAAUUUAAAGUACUGUUAGCAGUUCUUAAUACGUCUGCGAAAUUUCAGAUUAUUUAGACGUCUGGAAGGUAAAACGGGAUUGUUUUUAAAUUUUAUUACAUUUGUACAUAGAUAGAUACAGAUCGAGCUAAUUUAACAUAAAACGUGUAACAAGAAUAGUUUGACUACUACCAUUCCUAAAGAAUUUAAAUUACGAACAGUAUAACAGAUUUACAAUAGCUUAGGUUAUCAAAUUGUUUGGAUUUGUUCACCGACCGAUUAAGUUCAAUGUUUUUUUUUUAUUUAUGGGUGAAGUAUCCAUAUUUUCAAAGUUGCACCGUAAAUAUUUCAACGAGAUCCGAAAAAAAACUGAACAUCUUUUUUCAAUAAUACAAUUAUUAUAUAAUAAAAACUGUGUUCAAUACGUAUUAUUUACGAUUAGCCAAAAUGUAUUACAUUAUUACUAUUAAUCAAAAUAUAUAUAAAAUAAAUUGAUCUGCAUUUACUUUUAUUUUUAUCAAUACAAUACAUUAAAAUACGCUUUAUUUUACACAAAGAAAACAUUACAUAACAGGAAAUAAAUAGACAUAAACAAAAAGUGUUUUAAUUGCUAUGUAGCAAUCUCUUCCAGACAUCCUACAAACUAAUCAAUAAUUAAUAAUAAAACCAAAAUGCCAGAAGCAACGUUUUUAUACAGCUUGGCGAUAAAGUUAUCACAUUAAAUGAAAAGACUUAUCCUAUAUAACAUUUUUUGAACAUACACAACUAAAAAAAAUAUAUAAAAAUUAACAUUCUAGUCGCAAUAGCCCUUUUCUUCGUUUUUUCCCCUUAUGAACGGGAAAGUGUAGGUAAAUAAUUACCUAUGUCGAUGCCGCAUGAGCACUGCGCAUCUGCCGCACCGUUGCCGCUUUUACAUGUCACUACUGGUCAGUAAACUAAUAUCAUCAAGGUGAUUUAUUUCGUGUCAAUUUUUACGCUAUUUAUUUUGUUUGAAAGAUGCAUUUUUUAUUUUUGGUAGAAUUGCAUAUUUUAUUAUUUUAAUCGACAUAUAUGAACUUGUAUAUACCGCUGUGUUAUUUAAUGUGAUAACCUAAUCGCCACCGAGUAUAUAAGUUUAUGGAAAAAGUUUCUUCCUAUUUUAUAUACAAUAUCAAGACUUCUUUUUCAAAGUUUAAUAACAUUUAAUUAUAAUAUAUAUGUGCCAUUUUGUUCGACAAAUUUUUGCCAUUUUGUAGGUAGUGACAGACCAGACCGGCAGAAAAGUUCGCGGCCUAGGGUACUUAACGAUGAGUAAUUAGCUUGUUAGUCAUGUCACUAGUUACAACACUCAGUAGUAUUAUAAAAGCAAUCACUAAUAAAGUUUCACUCAUAGUUCAAUUAUUUAUUGAACAAAAAUACACCACCAUGUCAGCCGAAUCUGAAAAUUCUCGGAAUUUUGAACACCACGCCGUGAUAAAAUUCCUCGUAAAGAAGGGAAAUGCAUCGAAAGACAUUCUUGAAGAGAUGUCAUCGGUUUUUCAGGAUUCUGCGCCUUCACAUACGAUGGUGAAAAAAUGGGCCCGCAUAUUUCAACAAGGAAGAGAGAGCUGUGAAGACAACCCUCACCCGGGCCGCUCUGUCACGGUACUGACCAAAGAAAACGUCCGGCAAAUGGAAAAAAUCGUUCUGGCCUACCAAAGAAUUAAAUUGUGGUAGAUAGCUGAAGAACUGCAAACUAGCAAAAAAUGAGUUGGAGAAAUUUUACAUGAAAAUUUGAAUAUGAGAAAAAUUUGCACGUGAUUGGUACCGAAAAUGCAAAAUGCUCACACUGCUCAACAAAGAUUUUUUGGAGCUAGUCGGCGAUAACAAGAAAGAAAGAAAGAUAUUUGGCAACGGAUAGUCAACGUAAAUGAAACAUGGAUCCGCCAAUAUGAUCCGGAGUCCAAACAAGAGUCCAUAGAUGGAUGGAUAAGAAAAGGAGAAAGGCCGCCGAAGAAAUUCAAGGUGGAUAAGUCGGCGUCCAAGCUAAUGGCGACUGUUUUCUGGGAUAGUGAGGGAAUCUUGCUUAUCGACUAACCUACCCAGGGGAACUAUGUUGAAUGGUAAAUAUUAUGCCAAUUUAUUGACUCAGGUUCGCGAGGCUAUUGUACAAACAGGACGUCGGAAACUGACGCGCGGAAUGCUCUUUCUGCAAGACAACGUGCCGGUCACACCACACAUGUUGCUAGGCAAGCCCUGAAAGACACGGGGUUCUCAGAGAUUGACCACCCUCCAUAUAGCCUAGACCAAGCACAUAGCGAUUUUUCCUGCUUUCCUAUUUGAAAAAGUACUUACGGGGCCAGAGAUUUGCAGAUGACAAAGAAAUGAAAGCUGCGGUUGAUCGUCAUUUUGAAGAUAAAGAUACAAAUAUUUUUUGGGUUGGUUACAGGGCAUUGUAUACGAAAUGUGAGAAAAUGUAUUUCACUUGAGGGAGAUUAUAUUGAAAAAUAAAAUAUUGAAACAAUAUAUUUUCUUCCAUUAAGUACCUGAGGCCGCGGCUUGAGUCCCUUUUUUAUUUUUUUAUUUUUUGUAAUAAAACUUUGUACCGAUUUUCUUCAUUAGAUGCACUCACUUUGGCGGAUAGAAAAACAAUUGAUAAAUGGCGGUUUAAGUAUUGUUUUUUACUUUUUCUUUUUCUUAAUUGCCAUUUGUAUUAAUAUUAAAACCAGCCAGAAAUAAAAAUAAAUAGAUUUUCUUUUUGUUGUAUUGUUUGUAUCUAUAUAGAUUAAAUUUUAUACAAACAAAAUACGAAGAAACUUUUUCCCCGGCCUUUUAUUAUGCAGUUCAAAUAAGAAUAAGACUGACCUGGCGCCAUGUUGUGACGUCAUAGCUGUCAAUUCAAACCAGGUAGGUAGGGUGAGCAAAACAGAUAUUUAUGAAAUAAUAUUUAUUUACAAAUAAAUACAAAAGAACCACGAUAGAACAAGUUUUAAUGAGAAUCAAGCAUUUCAAUAAUCAAUUUAAUUUAUCUAAUGAAAUAUUUUAUUUAUAUAUUUAAUUAAUUUUCUUUGCGGCAAAAUGUUGCCAAUAAUGAAAAUAGAGAAACAAACAAGUUAUUAUUAAUUAUUUUCAAAAUAGUUAUGACUUCAAUCGAUUUGAUAAUACUAAGUCUUAGUUAAAUAAAUAUAAAAUUGGAAGACAAAUUUUCUUUUUUUCUUUGUCCGGAAUUAUGGCGAAAUAAUAUUUUGUUAGCUUAUGAGAAUAGACUGCACCACAUAGCAAAUUAAGAACUUGCCAUUAAAUCAAGAGGGCACGUCACAUAUAAUUAUCUGAAAAGUCAUACCGACUACUUUUUUAUUGCUAAAUACCUAGGCUUAUGUAUUUAAUAAAAACGACUCACGCAAUUUCAAAUCCCAAAAUUUGGCAAAUCGGCCUUGAUUUCUUUAUAAAUAGCGCAACCUGGUUUGCGUAUUUUAUCUCUUUCGUGUUUUGCUAUUUUGAUGACCAUGAAAUACUAUAGCUUGUUUAUUUAUAAUAUUGUUCGAAUAUCUGCGAGAAAUAUAUUCCGCAUCGUCGAUAGUUUUAAUAUUUAGUCUGUACUUUUUUUACCUACCUAUAACAUUUUCGAUUCACUUUUU
This is a messenger RNA of Parnassius mnemosyne (clouded apollo), 4676 nucleotides long. Lineage: Eukaryota; Metazoa; Arthropoda; Insecta; Lepidoptera; Papilionidae. The record is from the annotation of a GenBank genome assembly.